GAAAAUCUUUUCAUUCGUUCUAUUCGUAACUAAAUCUUAUUAUAAUCGUAAUGACAAUAUCUAAUCCAUUCAAACUAUCAUUGAACACAAGUAAAGUUCAUCUCACGUUAGUUUUACUUCUUUAAAAUAAGGUGAAAUAUAUAUUAAAGGUAGGAGCCAAAGUCAAUCACUUGUGAACCUAUACUUUGUUCCAAGCUUUCCGAGAAAAUGGUUCGAUUGCACGUGAAAAAAGGCGAGGAGAGCCAUUUUCUGUACGAUACUCACGUGGAGGCUCGGGUUGAAGACAUUAUAUACGACAUUACCAUCAUUUACAACGGCCGACUGAAGGUUUCAAGAAUAUGUUACGAAAUCGAGGAAUUGAUCAAGCACGGCACCAUGCUGCCUCAUAAUAUGAUGGGACUUACCGACGAACAGGUUGAAGAAUUGAAGCUCAAGGAUGAAUGGGGUGAAAAAUGUGUACCGAUGGGCGGUUGGACUUUCAACAAGGAUGUUAUUGGUCGGAGAAAUGGCAAACAACCUAACACGAAAAUGCAGGAGGUCUUGAAGAAAACGAUCGAGGAGGCACGAGCUAUGGUUUCGAAGAAAUUGAUACAGCAAGAGAAAUUGGUGACGCAGAAAACAGUCCAAGAAGCAUUAGACAUUCUCAGAGGUGCUGUGAUGAUCGUUUAUCCAAUGGGACUUCCGCCUCAUGAUGUCAUUCAACAAGAAUUCGAGAACACGGAGGAUUUGAGCGGAACUCAAGCAUCGCUAGAGGUCAUCGACGUGCAAUUGGCACAACUUUGGUUCUCAGGAAAAGAAAUGAUAAUAGGAAAAAAAUUAAAGGAUUUGGGGAUGAAUGAAAAGACAAAAAUCAUUGUGAAACUGCAGAAAAGGGGAGCUGGAAAACCUGCUCGUGAACCAUUGAUGUCAGAAGAAGAACGGAAACAACUAAUGCUGCAUGCUUACAGACGUCAAGAACAGCUUAAGAAACUUGAGCAAGACGAUGACGACCAGUAUCUCGACUCCCCCUGGGCCGACGGCGGCAGUCUGAAGCGUCACUUUCAAGGUCUGAACAACAUCUCCUGGAAACCGCAUUAAGCGGUGCCCCAAGAACGGGAUCUAGAAAAGAAGAGAGAAGAGAGAGCGAGAGAGAGAGAGAGACGAAAAGAAAAAUAAUUUUUCUUCAACACAGCUUGUUCAAGUCAUCGAUCGCGAAUACAGCCAAUAUUCUCUCACCGACUACCGAAAAUGGAGAACGAGAAUUAAAAGAAUAAUAAUAGGGGAAAAAAAAGAAAAGAAGAAGAAGAAAUCGUAGCUUCAGAUAUUUCCACGGAUACCACGGAGUGUAAACCAGUGGUGCACGAUGCUCAAUGUAAGAGUUUCGGAAGGAAACGGGCGUCGAUUUGCGUCCAAUUAAAAAAAAA
Molecule: messenger RNA, 1403 nt
Organism: Apis florea (little honeybee)
Lineage: Eukaryota; Metazoa; Arthropoda; Insecta; Hymenoptera; Apidae
Product: temperature-induced paralytic E
Biological process (GO): regulation of sodium ion transport; regulation of cilium movement
Cellular component (GO): plasma membrane
Molecular function (GO): sodium channel regulator activity
Source: RefSeq, a predicted model, not a curated record